UCUCAAUGGGGCCCCAUUGAGGUUCUAACGCGAGUGACGCCAAUUUACUUCAUUAUUGCUAGUAUAUUAUGACGUAGAACUGUAGAUCGCUGAUGUGACGUCACACGAAUUAUACAGACAACCAUGCCGCGAAAGGAGCGACGAAGAAAAUUGCUUAAAAAUACUUUAUUUCAUGAAGCUAAGCGAUGUAAAAAGCUAGAUGGUUUUUUAAAUUUGGCCUGCACUGGUAACACAGUUUCAACUCAGGAUGGAGUCAUUGCUACUGGUAACACAGUUUCAACUCAGGAUGGAGUCGUUGCUACUGGUAACACAGUUUCAACUCAGGAUGGAGUCGUUGCUAUGUGUAACACAGUUUCAACUCAGGGUGGAGUCCUUGCUACUGGUAACACAGUUUCAACUCAGGAUGGAGUCGUUGCUAUGUGUAACACAGUUUCAACUCAGGAUGGAGUCGUAUCAGGAGACACAGCUUCAACUCAGGGUGGAGUCCUUGCUACUGGUAACUCAGUUUCAACUCAGGAUGGAGUCGUUGCUAUGUGUAACACAGUUUCAACUCAGGAUGGAGUCGUUGUAUCAGGAGACACAGCUUCAACUCAGGGUGGAGUCCUUGCUACUGGUAACACAGUUUCAACUCAGGAUGGAGUCGUUGCUAUGUGUAACACAGUUUCAACUCAGGAUGGAGUCGUUGUAUCAGGAGACACAGCUUCAACGCAUGAUGGAUCCGUUGUUACUGAUUUCAAUGAUCAUUCUUACUUUGACCUUGGAAAAAUCGUUAAAAACAAAAUUGAUGUCCGUCACUUUAGUGAUAAUGAAAAGUGCAAAUAA
Messenger RNA from Gigantopelta aegis, 822 nucleotides. RefSeq lists its product as uncharacterized. NCBI's taxonomy places the organism in Eukaryota, Metazoa, Mollusca, Gastropoda, Neomphalida, Peltospiridae. The transcript is spliced from 2 exons. The record is from RefSeq and is a predicted model, not a curated record. The coding region runs from base 124 to 822 and encodes 232 amino acids.